CCGAUAUUCGGAUGGAGAGAGACUGGUCGCCACACCUGGAGAGAGAAAGAUUAGAAACGGACAGGACAGGACAACAGAACGACGCUGGUUUUUGGCGCCUAGAGAGAGAAACACCAGAGAGGGGCUAUUUUCAUUCUUUAAGAGAGAGAGAGAGGGAGAGAUGGACUUCACCGUUUUAGAGAGAGAGAGAGGGAGAGAUGGACUUCACCGUUUUAGAGCGAGAGAGAGGGAGAGUGGUGUUCAGUCUUUGAGGGAGAAAGGCCAGAAGUGGACAUGGAGUAACCCGCGUUAUUUGAGCUGGAAUUCCCCCUUGUUCAAAUCGAAACCUCCUCUCUCUAACCAGCCAAAAGCUUGGAGACAAUGGGCGAUCAAAACCAAGUUUUAAAUCUCUCUCCCUCUCUCUCUCUCUCCAACAAUCCCAUAUCCCCCUCGCCUCUCUCUACAACAAUGUCAUCCCUCUCUCUGUCUCCCUCCAACAAUACCAUAUCCAAACCUCAGACAAACCCAACUCUCUCUCUCUCAACAACAAUUCCAUGCUUCCGUCCCUCAAAACAAACACAGCUAACCUCACUACACAACAAAAAAAAACCACUCUCUUUCUAAUUCUCUAUCUCAAAAGUGAAUAUAGGGCCUCUUUCAUCUUUCCCUAUCUCUCUCUCUCUCUCCCUCUCUUUACUGCAACUCCAUCCUGCUUCCAAAUGUCUUCAAAUCUCUCCCUCUACCUCCUCCCAAUCCUCCUACUCUUAAUGCCUCUCACAACCAGAGCCUCAUCUCUCCCUCUAACCUCAUUUCAAUGCAAUGGGACAACCCUCCCACCUCCAUUGCAGAAAACCCUAAACAAAACUCUAGAUUGCCUUGAAUCCUCAACAAACUCCUCAAGCCGCGGCUUCUGCAUCAAAGGAAAAAACUCUAAAAUCUAUGGUUUUGCCCAAUGCAGAGGCGAUCAAAACCCUCGAAAUUGCUCCCUCUGUAUCAGUGAAGCAAAAACCAAAGCUCUAAGCGACUGUAAUGGCGUAUCAGAAGCUAGGGUUUACACUGAGAACUGCGUGCUCUUUUACCAGGAUAGAAAAUUUUCCGGCACCGGUAAUCCUUUUCCGGUGAACGGGCCGGAAUGCGGCGAAAUCCAGGAAGUCCCGGUGAACUUUACGGCGAAAGUUUCAUCUUUGGUUGCGGAGCUUGUCGCAGAGGUUGAUGGGAAGAAGGGAUUUGGGGUUAGAGGUGAUGCCGUGGCGGGUGUGUAUGGUUUGGCACAGUGUUGGAGCGUGGCAGUGGAUGGUUGCCGGUUGUGUAUGCAAAGGGCGGCAGAUGCUUUGCUUGGGAUUUGUUUGCCGAAAGUGGAGGGUAAGGUUGUGUAUGAUGGUUGUUUCUUGAAAUAUCAGAAUUACCCUUUAGUGAGAGAGGCCCUUAUUGAACAAGGUGGUGCUCCAGCCGGUGAACCAGGGCCUUCAUCAAUCACAUCAAAGGAUCGGGAUCAUCAGAAAACCUCUGCAAUAGUUCUCUUUGUUGGGGGAUUGAUUCUUUUGGUGUUAUCAGUCACUUCCAUUCUUUGUUUCUUGAAAUCCACCAAAUUCCAGGACUUUGUGAAGAAGCUGAGAUCAGAAAAGCAAGCAACAGCUGCAGCAGCAUAUUGUUUUAGUGGAAACCUUCGAAUGGUGAGCUACUUCAGCUAUGCAACCCUAAAGAAGGCGACCGACAAUUUCAAACAAGAGAACAUGCUUGGUUGUGGAGGAUUCGGUCCUGUCUUUGAGGGAGUUUUAGAUGAUGGGCAGAAGGUGGCUAUAAAGAAAUUGUCUCUAAACAAAUCUCAACAGGGUGAAUCUGAGUUUUUAACAGAGGUUAGACUGAUAACAAGCAUCCAGCACAAAAACUUGGUUCGCUUGCUCGGUUGUUGCUCUGAUGGGCCUGAACGACUACUGGUCUACGAAUACAUGAGCAAUGGAAGCCUAGACCGCAUUCUAUAUGGCAAAAGUGAUAAAUUCCUUAAUUGGCAAAUUCGAUACCAAAUUAUUCUUGGAAUUGCAAGGGGUCUGCAAUACCUCCAUGAAGAUUCACAUUUCAGAAUCGUUCAUAGAGACAUAAAGGCGAGCAACAUUCUUCUUGAUGCUAAAUUCCAACCUAGGAUUGGAGAUUUCGGGGUGGCAAGGUUCUUCCCUGAAGAUCUAUCUUACCUUAGCACAAAAUUUGCAGGGACAUUAGGAUACACAGCUCCAGAGUAUGCAAUUAGAGGAGAAUUAUCUGAGAAGGCUGACAUUUAUAGUUUUGGAGUUCUGGUACUUGAAAUAGUGAGUUCCAGGAAGAACACCGAUCUCACUUUAUCACCAGAUAAACAGUAUCUUCCAGAAUAUGUAUGGAAGCUACAUGAGAGAUUGAGGAUUCUUGAUCUAAUCGAUCCAAAGUUGAAGGCUGAUGGGUUUGAAGAAAAAGAUUUUAUGCAAAUAAUUCAUGUGGCUCUAUUAUGUCUUCAACCAGAUUCCAGCCUCAGGCCACCCAUGUCGGAGAUUGUGGCCAUGUUUACAUGUAAAUCCGAUAUGCUGGUGACUCCUGUGAAACCGGCUUUUAUGGUGAAAAGGCAUCGACAAAAUCAAACACACUCUUGGGAGACCCUCUCUGAUGGUUUUCCUUCGAUUCGAAGCGAAUCCCCUUCCUUUCCUCGACAUAUAAGUUGGGGCGCACCGCGCACCCUAGAGAUCCCAUAGGCCAUUCUGUUUAUUUCUAGUCAGAAGCCUGUUAUUGUACCCAAGCUAUGUAUUGGACUUACUAGGGCAAAAUUAAGCAUGCUUUGCAAAGGGUAGUGCUAGGAAUGAUUAACUUAUGGAGGAUUUGGGUAAAGA
Messenger RNA from Amborella trichopoda, 2831 nucleotides. Its product is annotated as cysteine-rich receptor-like protein kinase 2. Gene Ontology annotation, biological process: protein phosphorylation. The record is from RefSeq and is a predicted model, not a curated record. Gene Ontology annotation, molecular function: protein kinase activity; ATP binding. Lineage: Eukaryota; Viridiplantae; Streptophyta; Magnoliopsida; Amborellales; Amborellaceae.